AGCGUUAAUGCUAGCGGGCAGAGACAGCUAACUGCCAGACUACAGUCGGGCUCGGGCUAGUGGGGUUAAGUGCGCGUAAGGUCGUGUGCUUGUGCACGACGGGUUACAUCUGUCGAACGAACUCAAUAAACGAAUUAUCAGCGUAGCAAGCAAUCUGUGCAUUUCCUAACAACAAUGAUAAGCCACGACGGUUACAACAACGUGGAUCAGGGCUACGACGGCUAUAUGGAACAAGAAGAGGAAUGGGAGAGAGAAGGACUCCUGGAUCCUGCCUGGGAGAAGCAACAAAAAAAGACAUUCACAGCGUGGUGUAACAGCCACUUAAGGAAAGCCGGGACCGGAAUAGACAAUAUCGAAGAAGACUUUCGCAAUGGCCUUAAACUCAUGUUACUUUUGGAAGUUAUUUCCGGGGAAACUUUGCCCAAGCCUGACCGUGGUAAGAUGCGGUUCCACAAGAUCGCUAACGUCAACAAGGCGCUAGAUUACAUCGCUAGCAAGGGAGUUAAGCUUGUCUCUAUCGGUGCAGAAGAAAUUGUUGAUGGCAACUUAAAAAUGACCCUUGGUAUGAUUUGGACCAUCAUCCUGCGGUUCGCAAUCCAAGAUAUCUCCGUAGAAGAAAUGACUGCUAAGGAGGGUCUGCUGCUUUGGUGCCAGCGUAAGACUGCUCCAUAUAAAAAUGUCAAUGUUCAAAAUUUCCACCUCUCCUUCAAGGACGGUCUGGCAUUCUGUGCUCUGAUCCAUCGUCACCGUCCAGAUCUCAUUGAUUAUAAUAAGCUCUCCAAAGACAACCCCCUAGAGAAUCUCAAUACUGCCUUCGACGUUGCCGAGAAGUAUCUCGACAUUCCAAGGAUGUUAGAUCCUGAUGAUUUAAUCAACACACCUAAACCUGAUGAGCGUGCCAUCAUGACAUAUGUGUCAUGUUACUAUCACGCUUUCCAAGGGGCCCAACAGGUAUCGAUUAACACAGCUAUGCCGGACGAACGAGCAGUGAUGACUUACGUUUCGUCGUACUAUCAUCGUUUCUCAGGUGCACAAAAGGCUGAGACCGCUGCAAAUAGAAUCUGCAAGGUCCUCAAGGUGAACCAAGAAAAUGAACGCCUCAUGGAAGAAUAUGAACGUCUUGCAAGCGACCUACUGGAAUGGAUCCGUCGCACCAUGCCAUGGUUAGCGUCGCGACAGACAGACAACUCUCUUGCAGGUGUUCAAAAGAAACUGGAGGAAUACCGAACUUAUCGUCGCAAGCAUAAACCACCACGUGUUGAACAGAAAGCGAAAUUGGAGACCAACUUCAACACGCUGCAGACCAAAUUGCGGUUGUCUAACAGGCCGGCCUAUAUGCCCACGGAAGGUAAAAUGGUUUCUGACAUUGCAAAUGCAUGGAAGGGCCUAGAGCAUGCUGAGAAAUCAUUUGAGGAAUGGCUCCUGUCCGAGAUGAUGCGUCUCGAACGCUUGGAGCAUUUGGCCCAGAAAUUCAAACAUAAAGCUGAUGCCCAUGAGGAAUGGACACGUGGUAAGGAAGAAAUGCUCCAAAGUCAGGACUUUAGGCAGUGUCGUCUCAACGAACUCAAGGCCCUUAAAAAGAAACAUGAGGCCUUUGAAUCAGAUCUUGCCGCUCAUCAGGACCGUGUUGAACAGAUUGCUGCUAUUGCUCAGGAACUUAAUACUUUGGAAUACCACGACAGUGUCAGUGUGAAUGCAAGGUGCCAACGCAUUUGUGACCAAUGGGACAGACUAGGAGCCCUAACGCAGCGUCGUCGUCAAGCAUUAGAUGACGCGGAAAGGAUUCUAGAAAAGAUCGAUAUUCUCCACUUGGAAUUUGCUAAACGUGCAGCUCCAUUCAAUAACUGGUUGGAUGGAACCCGUGAGGACUUAGUGGAUAUCUUCAUUGUUCAUACCGUUGAAGAAAUCCAAGGACUUAUUGAUGCACAUCAUCAUUUCAAGGCAACAUUGGGAGAAGCUGACAAGGAGUACCAAAGCAUUGUAGGACUUGUUAGGGAAGUAGAAUCUAUUGUUAAGCAGCACCAAGUACCUGGAGGGCUAGAGAAUCCUUACACUACUCUAACAGCCCAUGACUUGACCAGAAAAUGGGGAGAAGUUAGGCAGUUGGUGCCACAGAGGGAUGCUACUCUUCAGGCCGAACUUAGAAAACAACAAAAUAAUGAAAUGCUCAGGCGUCAGUUUGCUGAAAAAGCCAACGCUGUCGGUCCAUGGAUUGAACGUCAAUUGGAUGCGGUUACUGCUAUCGGUAUGGGACUACAUGGUACCCUUGAAGAUCAAUUGCACCGUCUUAAGGAGUAUGAACAGGGCGUAUACGCAUACAAACCACACAUUGAGGAGUUAGAAAAGAUACAUCAAGCUGUCCAGGAGAGCAUGAUCUUCGAAAACAGGUAUACACAGUAUACGAUGGAAACUUUGCGCGUAGGAUGGGAGCAGCUUUUGACGUCAAUCAAUCGUAACAUCAAUGAGGUAGAGAACCAGAUCCUUACCCGAGACUCCAAGGGUAUCACACAGGAACAACUGAAUGAGUUCAGAUCAUCUUUCAACCAUUUCGAUAAGAACAGGCUAGGCCGCCUAACCCCAGAAGAAUUUAAAUCGUGUCUUGUAUCUCUUGGUUACUCCAUCGGAAAGGACAGACAAGGCGAUAUCGACUUCCACAGAAUCUUGGCGGUAGUUGAUCCUAACAACACUGGAUUUGUGCACUUCGAUGCCUUCCUCGAUUUUAUGACCAGAGAGAGCACAGACACGGACACUGCAGAACAGGUCAUUGACAGUUUCCGCAUAUUAGCAGCUGACAAGCCAUAUAUCUUACCUGAUGAGCUCCGAAGGGAAUUACCUCCAGAUCAAGCGGAAUACUGCAUCCAACGCAUGCCGCCUUAUAAGGGACCCAAUGGAAUACCUGGAGCUCUGGAUUACAUGUCCUUCUCAACGGCCCUCUACGGAGAAUCAGAUCUUUAAGAAAAUCAUAUCUUGACACCUCUCGUACUGAGGUGAUAAUAAGAA
Messenger RNA from Anoplophora glabripennis (Asian longhorned beetle), 3000 nucleotides. RefSeq names its product alpha-actinin, sarcomeric. The record is from RefSeq and is a predicted model, not a curated record. Gene Ontology annotation, biological process: muscle cell development; actin cytoskeleton organization. Lineage: Eukaryota; Metazoa; Arthropoda; Insecta; Coleoptera; Cerambycidae. The transcript has 14 exons. Gene Ontology annotation, molecular function: actin filament binding; calcium ion binding. The coding region runs from base 175 to 2955 and encodes 926 amino acids. Gene Ontology annotation, cellular component: cell projection; plasma membrane; Z disc.